GUGCAAACCAGGGCGCCGCACAAUGUGCAGCCCGGGACGACCGCAUUCGGCGCACCAAGUGGACCGAUUUUGACGCUCCGGCGGCGAGAAGCCCAAAGACUUGAUCGCGAGCGGGCAGAACGAGCAAAUCACGAGAGACGAGAAGGCGACGAUGCCGUCCCGCAAUUGAAUGACGGGCAACGGGAAGAGAUCAACAGGAUAAUCUCCCUCUUCAACCUCAAUAAAACCUCCUACCUUGACAACUACAAAUUGAAGGUUGCCAUGGAAGCACGGGUUUCGACAUUCUCAAACACGAAUUCAAUAAAAGUUGUCGCGUUUCCCAGCCUGAGCGCGCCGCUCACGAAUACAGGCGUCACCCCAUCACCGGGAGACCACAUCUUCGCGGGCCUGCACCGUGUUGUGCCAUUCGGCGUUCAUGCAGCCCGCGGCCGCGCGGCGUUUGAUCUGUUCCAUGAGAAUAAGAAGGGAAUAAAAGAGCCCCAGAAAUUGCGCGGGGUGGCGUUGGAAUUCGGAGAAGGGUUGUCGGAGGAGGAGAUUUUGCGAUGA
Molecule: messenger RNA, 546 nt
Organism: Colletotrichum gloeosporioides
Lineage: Eukaryota; Fungi; Ascomycota; Sordariomycetes; Glomerellales; Glomerellaceae
Exons: 4
Source: RefSeq, a predicted model, not a curated record